GGAGGUUACUGAAAAGUAUGUGAGGGAAAGGGUCAAACAAUAAUCGCGUCACUGUCUGGAGAUACUUGAUUUAACAUUUGGACAUUAACAAGAAAACGCGAACGACAAGUACUAUACCUUCAAAUGUGACAGAUGUUUGUUGUAAGAGAUGUCACAAAUUGAUAUUCAGGAUUUAUUUAACAAAAGCAGGUUUCCCAGCGAUUGGCGCCUUCUACUUGUAAUUUUAUAUACGCCAAUAGGAUUUGUACUUGUGUUGCUGCGACUGUUGGUGGUAUUGCUGUCCUGGCUUCUAGCAUCACUACUACCUGAUUGCAAUUCUCUUCGAACAUUUUUAAGUUAUGGCAUUAGGAUUGCUUUUGGUAUCGUAAUUAAAAUCGAUACUGAGAAUGAACCCAGAGACAAGCAAUCGAGAAUAAUAAUCGCUAAUAGUGUAUCAGUUCUGGAUCACUUUGCCUUACGUCGUACAACACAAACGGUAAUCCCUAGUGUUUGGGAGUUACCUACUGCCUUGAGUAAUGCGCUGGGAAUCCAAAAAAUGAAUAUGAACAAUAAGGAGACACUAAUUGCCAACAUAAAGCAAUUUCUUUCUACUUCUACAUAUAGUGUGUCUGUACAGCCCGAAUUUGGCACAACUAACAACCAAGUUGCUCUGUUGAAAUUCAAUUCCUGGCCAUUCAGUAUAGAAACAUCUGUCCAGCCAGUUGCUAUCAAAGCGUCAAGACCAGAACUUGUACCUGUGCAGCUUACCUCAUUGGCUUCAACAAGGUUGACAGAAGUAUUUUGGUUUAUGUUUGUGCCCUAUACAGUUUUCACACUCAAGUACCUGAAAAUCAGACGAAACUCUGAUCAUGAGAUACUUGUACGAGAAGUGGAAAAAGAUAUCGCAGAUGCUUUGAGACUUCAGACAUGUUCUCAUACUGUAUCAGACAAAAUUGAGUAUGAAAAGCGCUACCGCACGAGAAUACUCAGUAACGCGCGUCCUACCAGAAAUACGCCAAACUCACAAGUUAUACAUAGUAUAGAAAUACAAAGGAUGGUUCAUCAAGUCAGCGAAGUACUUCCAUUUGUUCCACACAAUGUGAUUCUACGAGAUCUCAUGAAAACUCGAAACGUUGAUGUUACGAUCGCCAAUAUUCUCGAUGGCAUAGUUACUUAUACUCCAGAACCUAAUCCACAAGCUCAAUCAUCUGUAACAUCGUCCAGUGCAUCUUCAAGUUCUACGAAGGCUAACAUAUUGGGUACUAUUUCCUUCCAAGAGAAGAAAGCUAAAAUGAUACAAGAAGCUAGGGAAAGGUAUAUUAAAAAACAUGGACUGACAAAUUGCUGA
Cyphomyrmex costatus is the source of this 1327-nucleotide messenger RNA. RefSeq names its product ancient ubiquitous protein 1. The record is from RefSeq and is a predicted model, not a curated record. Gene Ontology annotation, cellular component: endoplasmic reticulum membrane. Gene Ontology annotation, biological process: ERAD pathway. Gene Ontology annotation, molecular function: ubiquitin binding. The transcript is spliced from 3 exons. Lineage: Eukaryota; Metazoa; Arthropoda; Insecta; Hymenoptera; Formicidae. The coding region runs from base 149 to 1327 and encodes 392 amino acids.